AUAUCUUCCACUUCCCCUAUUAAUAAACCCUCCUUAAACCCACGAGAACGACAGUAGAAACAGAAAACCAUCUCUCCACACAUCGCAGAAGAAUUCUGGUCUAAAAUGGCUGCAUCAAUUGUGCUUAGAAGAGCCAACCCCUCGAGCCUUUUGUCCAAGAUUAGUAACCCUGUUCGCUAUGCGUCUGUUUCUCCCUCUGUAUAUCGAUCCUUCAACACCAAUUCUCAGGUGACCAGCGUAGAUGACAGUGACCGAUGUGUAGAUGUUGAGCGCCGCCCUUACUCUGAUCGGCCUGUCUCUCGCCGCCGCGAUACCUCUCCCAGCUUUUUCCCAGGUAGUUUUACAGACGUGCUGGAUCCAUUUUCCCCGACAAGGACUCUGAGUCAGGUCCUGAAUAUGAUGGAUCAAUUAAUGGAGAACCCCUUCACCGGCCCAUCUCGCAGUGUUGGAGGCGGAUCCAUGCGAGGCUGGGACGUAAAGGAAGACGAGAACGCCCUCCACAUUCGAAUAGACAUGCCUGGAUUAAGCAAGGAGGACGUAAAAGUGGCUGUUGAGCAGAACACUCUGAUAAUCAAAGGAGAGGGAGGCAGAGAAGCAGAAGAUGAAGAGAGUGGGAGGAGAUACUCAAGCAGGCUGGAUCUACCACUGAAUGUGUACAAAACCGAUGAAAUAAAAGCAGAAAUGAAGAAUGGAGUGUUGAAGGUUGUGGUGCCGAAAGUGAAAGAAGCGGCGAGGAAGGAUGUUCGUGAGGUCAAGGUCGAGUAAAUGUUUUACUGAGUGAAUCUUGCGGAGAGACUGCAACUCUGCAAGAGAUUUUAUGUAUUUUUUUUUUCCUUUUUUAGUUUGUUUGAUGUGAGGCCCAGAGUUGUAGCAUGUUUUAGCUAUGAGUCUUAUGAGUUAUGAGAAUAAAUAAAAUGGAACACUUUUUUG
Messenger RNA from Tripterygium wilfordii, 930 nucleotides. Its product is annotated as small heat shock protein, chloroplastic. Bases 106 to 765 code for a protein of 219 amino acids. The transcript has 2 exons. The record is from RefSeq and is a predicted model, not a curated record. Lineage: Eukaryota; Viridiplantae; Streptophyta; Magnoliopsida; Celastrales; Celastraceae.